Messenger RNA from Thermochaetoides thermophila DSM 1495, 585 nucleotides. RefSeq names its product GTP-binding protein rho1-like protein. Gene Ontology annotation, biological process: small GTPase-mediated signal transduction. The record is from RefSeq and is a predicted model, not a curated record. NCBI's taxonomy places the organism in Eukaryota, Fungi, Ascomycota, Sordariomycetes, Sordariales, Chaetomiaceae. The transcript is spliced from 5 exons. The coding region runs from base 1 to 585 and encodes 194 amino acids. Gene Ontology annotation, molecular function: GTPase activity; GTP binding.
AUGACCGCCGAGCUGCGCAGAAAGCUGGUCAUCGUCGGCGACGGUGCCUGCGGCAAGACCUGCCUGCUGAUCGUGUUCUCCAAGGGUACUUUCCCAGAGGUCUAUGUUCCUACCGUCUUCGAGAACUACGUCGCCGAUGUCGAGGUCGAUGGCAAGCAUGUCGAGCUGGCGCUGUGGGAUACCGCCGGUCAGGAGGACUACGACCGUCUGCGCCCUCUGUCCUACCCUGACUCGCACGUCAUCCUGAUCUGCUUCGCCAUCGACUCUCCUGAUUCGCUGGACAACGUCGGUGAGAAGUGGUGCUCUGAGGUCCACCAUUUUUGCCCUGACGUUCCCAAGCUCCUGGUUGGCUGCAAGAAGGACCUGCGCUUCGAUCCCAAGACCAUUGAGGAGCUCCGCAAGAUCAGCCAGCAGCCUGUUACCCCCGAACAAGGGCAAACCGUUGCCAACAACAUCAAGGCUACCAAGUACCUGGAGUGCUCGGCCAAGACCAACGAGGGUGUCCGCGAGGUGUUUGAGACUGCAACACGGGCUGCCUUGCUCAAGAAGACCGGGAAAAAGAAGAACAAGUGCGUGAUUGCUUAA